Molecule: messenger RNA, 5519 nt
Organism: Cajanus cajan (pigeon pea)
Lineage: Eukaryota; Viridiplantae; Streptophyta; Magnoliopsida; Fabales; Fabaceae
Gene: SUVR5
Product: histone-lysine N-methyltransferase SUVR5
Cellular component (GO): nucleus
Molecular function (GO): zinc ion binding; protein binding; histone methyltransferase activity
Source: RefSeq, a predicted model, not a curated record
UUUCAUCCAAUGUCUAAAACCUAGAGCCGCACUUAUAUAUAUAAAAAUUAUCAAUAUCAAUAUGACCUAUCUAUCUAUCACUAAGCAAUAGCCACAGUGAGUGUGCGACGCAUCGAUUAGGGAAAAGAAGACACAACAUUUUUCACAUAAAAAACGAAUUUCACCCACCCACCCAUCACCACCCUCUAAUAGACCCAGCAAAAUACUGACCUCCCUGCGUAAACUUCCCCCACUCCUAUUAUUAAGAAUGACAUUUCCUUGAACAGCGUGGGGAGGUGCAGAGUCAUCAGUCAUAGCAUGUAUAUCAUAUACGAAACUCUAUUUUAGAAUACUCUCAUGGAAGUGCUUCCUUGUUCUGGUGUUCAAUAUGCUGGGGAAUCUGAUUGCCCUCAACAGAGUUCAGGAACAGCUUUUGUAUAUCAGGAAGAACCUAAUUUCCCUGAAAAUAGUGAACAAGUCAAAUUGGCAGCUUCUCAACUGAAUGAAUCAUCACAUAAGAUGCCCUUGCAUCAGAUAGAAAGGGAAGGUGAUUUAUCAACUAAUUCAGAUUGCCAAUACAUUGGAGCUUCAUCUUGUGACUGUCAAGUGGAUGACCAUAAUGAAUAUUGUGGUUUCCAUGAUUUUGAAGAAGACAUGAUAAAUGAAGCUUGCUUGACAUCUGAUAACUCUAUCGCUAUUGUGGAUACAAUUGAGAGUGAAUCACCAAACAACAGUAGGGAUGGAGAUUGGUCUUGUGCCGAACCCAAGUGGCUAGAGGGGGAUGGAUCUAUAGCACUAUGGGUCAAGUGGAGAGGGAAGGGGCAGGCCGGUAUCCGGUGUGCAAGGGCUGACUGGCCAUUAUCAACUUUGAAAGCAAAACCAACUCAUGGUCGAAAGAAAUAUUUUGUUAUAUUUUUUCCAAACACAAGGAUUUAUUCUUGGGCAGACAUGCUACUUGUUAGAUCAAUUGAUGAGUUUCCCCAUCCUAUUGCAUACAAGACUCAUCAGGUGGGAUUGAAACUGGUAAAAGACUUAACUGUUGCACGGCGGUUUAUAAUGCAAAAGCUAGUUGUUGGCAUGCUGAACAUGGUGGAUCAGUUUCAUUUCAAUGCUUUGACAGAAACUGCACGUGAUGUGAAGGUCUGGAAGGAAUUUGCCAUGGAGGCUUCUCAUUAUAAUGGUUAUUCUGAUUUUGGAAGAAUGCUUCUAAAGCUGCAUAAUAGCAUACUGCAGCACCAUAUAAAUGCUGACUGGUUACAGCAUUCUUAUCCGUCUUGGGUUGAAAGAUGUCAGAGUGCAAAUAGCGCUGAAUCAGUAGAGCUGCUGAAGGAGGAAUUGUUUGAUUCUAUUUUGUGGAAUGGUGUCAAUACUCUCUGGGACGCACCAGUGCAACCAACAUUAGGUUCCGAAUGGAAAACCUGGAAGCAUGAUGUAAUGAAAUGGUUUUCAACACCACCUUCCUUAUUGAUCAGCAAAGACAUCCAGCAACAAAGUUCUGAUGAUUUGUACCAAGCAAACCUUCAAGUUUGUAGAAAAAGGGCCAAACUUGAAGUUCGUCGUGCAGAUACACAUUCUUCACAAGUGGAAAUCAAGGCUCAAACUAUUGCUCUUGACACCGACCCUGACUUUUUUAAGAAUCAGGAAACUUUGAGCACAUUAGCAACUGAGCCUUGCAAACAGGAAGGUGUUAGGGAGGUGUCUAUGGCAACUGAUUCACCUGGUAAUUUGGAAAAUAAAUGGAAUGAAUUUGUAGUGGAGGCUGCUGAUUCUGAUUUCUUACAUGCCAAAGAGAUUGAAUCAACACCUACAAAUGGAAUGAAUGUUGCAAAAUCUGUAGAACCUGGUAGUAAGAAUCGACAAUGCAUAGCUUAUAUUGAAGCAAAGGGAAGACAGUGUGUGAGAUGGGCAAAUGACGGUGAUGUAUACUGUUGUGUACAUCUAUCCUCCCGAUUUUUGGGCAGCUCAGCAAAAUCUGAAAAGCCUGUUCCAGUUGAUACCCCUAUGUGUGAAGGUACAACUGUUCUGGGUACUAGAUGUAAGCAUCGUGCCCUACCUGGCUCUUUAUUCUGUAAGAAACACCGGCCACAUGCUGAAUCAGAACAUAUCUCUAAUUUACACCAGAAUACAUUAAAGAGGAAACAUGAAGAAAAUUAUACCGGUUCAGAGGACACAUUCUGCAAAGAUUUGGUAUUGGUAAAUGUUGAAAGUCCACUGCAAGUGGAUCCAGUGUCAUCCAUUGGUGGUGAUUCCUUGCAUGGAGAAAGCAACUUUAAUGAGAAGCCUAUGCAUUCUGAAAAUGAUCGUAAUGCAAUGGAGUCACUGCACUGUAUAGGCUCUCCUCCCUAUGAUAACAAGAAUCCUUGUAGGGAAGGCCCCAAACGGUAUUGCUUGUACUGUGAAAGACACCUUCCAAGCUGGCUUAAACGUGCAAGAAAUGGGAAGAGUAGAAUAGUAUCAAAGGAAGUGUUCACAGAACUUUUGAGGGACUGCAGCUCAUGGGAGCAAAAGGUAUAUUUGCAUAAAGCAUGUGAACUUUUUUACAGGCUAUUCAAAAGCAUUUUAUCAUUAAGAAACCCUGUUCCUAAGAAUGUCCAGUUCCAGUGGGCUUUGACUGAAGCCUCUAAAGAUUCUAGUGUAGGAGAGUUUUUUACAAAAUUAGUUCAUAGUGAAAAAUCGAGGAUCAAAUUGAUAUGGGGAUUCAAUGAUGACAUGGAUAUAUCCUCUUUCAUGGAAGAACCACCUCUCUUGCCAUCCACAAUUAAUGAUAACUAUGAUAAGGAAAAUUCCAUCAAGUGUAAGAUAUGCUCCGCAGAAUUUCCAGAUGACCAAGCACUUGGUAACCACUGGAUGGACAGUCAUAAAAAGGAAGCACAAUGGCUGUUUAGGGGCUAUGCCUGUGCUAUUUGCCUGGAUUCAUUUACUAACAAGAAAAUGUUGGAAACCCAUGUUCAGGAGAGACACCAUGUGCAAUUUGUUGAACAAUGCAUGCUUCUUCAAUGCAUUCCUUGUGGGAGUCAUUUUGGAAAUACUGAGCAAUUAUGGCAGCAUGUUUUAUCAGUUCAUCCAGUUGAUUUUAAACCAUCAAAAGCUCCUGAGCAAAAAACUUUCUCUACUGGCGAAGAUUCUCCAGUAAAACAUGAUCAGGGAAAUUCAGCCACGUUGGAGAAUAAUUCUGAGAAUACUGGUGGUUUACGAAAAUUUAUUUGCAGGUUUUGUGGGUUGAAAUUUGACUUACUACCUGACCUGGGUCGACAUCACCAAGCUGCUCAUAUGGGUCCUAAUUUGGCCAGCAGUCGCCCUGUAAAGAGGGGAGUUCGCUAUUAUCCAUAUAGAUUAAAAUCUGGCAGACUAAGCCGCCCUAGAUUUAAAAAAAGUUUGACAGCAGCAUCAUACAAGCUUAGAAAUAAGGCUAAUGCUAAUUUAAAGCGAUCCAUUCAGGCAACAAACUCACUUGGAACUGGAGGAAUAACCAUACAACCUGAUGUUACUGAAACAACAAACAUAGGUAGAUUGGAAGAAAAUCAAUGCUCAGCUGUUUCAAAGAUUUUGUUUUCAGAGAUUCAGAAGACGAAACAGAGGCCUAACAAUCUUGAUAUUUUAUCAAUUGCUCGCUCUGCUUGCUGCAAAGUUAGUCUUGUAGCCUCACUGGAGGAGAAAUAUGGAAUUCUGCCUGAAAAGCUCUAUUUGAAGGCAGCAAAACUUUGCAGUGAGCAUAGUAUUUUGGUAAAUUGGCACCAUGAGGGGUUUAUUUGUCCUAGAGGUUGUAAGGUGUCAAAGGAUCAAGCUCUGCUAUCUCCUUUAGCAUCUCUUCCUAAUAGUUCUGUGAUGCCCAAGUCUGUGAAUUUAUCUGAUCUUGCAAGUGAUGAGUGGGAGGUGGAUGAAUUUCACUGCAUCAUCAAUUCUCGUACUUUAAAAUUAGGUUCACUGCAAAAAGAUGUUAUCUUGUGUGAUGACAUUAGCUUUGGAAAGGAAUCAGUUCCAGUGACUUGUGUAGUAGAUCAAGAACUUGUGCAUUCUCUUCAUAUGAAUGGGUGUAAUGGACAAAAUACAAACUCUUCUAUGCCUUGGGAGACCUUUACCUAUGUUACGAAGUCAAUGCUUGAUCAAUCCCUUAGUCUGGAUUCGGAGAGUCUGCAAUUGGGAUGUGCCUGCUCUUACUCUACCUGUUGUCCUGAAACUUGUGAUCAUGUAUACCUUUUUGGCAAUGACUAUGAUGAUGCAAAAGACAUAUUUGGGAAACCAAUGCGUGGAAGGUUCCCAUAUGAUGAGAAUGGUCGAAUAAUCUUGGAGGAAGGCUAUCUUGUCUAUGAGUGUAACCAUAUGUGCAGAUGCAAUAAAUCCUGUCGAAACAGAGUAUUGCAGAAUGGAGUCCGAGUCAAAUUGGAAGUCUUUAAAACAGAGAAAAAGGGAUGGGCAGUAAGGGCCGGUGAAGCUAUUCUACGUGGCACAUUUGUGUGUGAAUACAUUGGAGAAGUUUUAGAUAUGCAGGAGGCACGUGAUAGGCACAAGAGAUAUGGCACAGAGCAUUGCAGUUAUUUCUACAACAUCGAUGCUCGUGUUAAUGAUAUGAGCAGAUUGAUUGAAGGACAGGCUCAGUAUGUAAUUGAUGCUACUAAGUUUGGAAAUGUCUCAAGAUUCAUUAAUCAUAGCUGCUCACCAAAUCUCGCCAAUCACCAAGUUCUCGUGGACAGCAUGGAUUGUGAACGUGCACAUAUUGGUCUUUAUGCAAGUCGGGAUAUUGCUUUGGGUGAAGAGCUGACAUAUGACUUCCACUACGAGCUUGUGCCUGGAGAAGGAUCUCCCUGUCUUUGCGAAUCCUUGAAGUGUAGGGGACGCCUUUAUUAGAACCCCAAUCUGUGUUUAGUUGCAAUGAUAUUUUCAUGUCAAUUCGGCCCCCAAAUGACCUUCUCAACAUUAAAAGAUUCCAAUUGGAACGUCCAACUCUGAAGGAUUCUAUUAGUCUUGAUGUCUUCUAAAAGAUGAGAACAAAUCAUUCACCUGAGGCAGGCUACUUGUAAAGGGAAUCAGCUAUAAUUUACUGUCUCUCUCUGGUAAAUCUCACAGGAUUGAAAUUGUUUGCCUUGUACAAUCUGCCUCCAUCACCCGCUGGUAGAGUAGGCUUGUUUUUUGCAGCAUAGUGCACAGUUGUUCUCCUUUCUCUUAGUGCACAAUUUUUCGCCAAUUGAGUGCCUCAUGUCAUGAAAUAAUUCGUCAAUCCCUCUCCUUUUCUCCCACCUCCCACCAUGGAAAGAAAGCACCAAAAGAAGUCCAGCAAAAAAAUAUCUACUGUCAAAGCUGUCUGGAAUGCCAAUUGUUCGGAUUUUCGUCAAUUCAUUUUUUUUCCACGUCAUCAUGUAUGGUUCUCAAUUUCUUUCAACUGUUUCGGGAAUGUAAAUAUGUUCAAUGUUUUAGCUUAUUCGCUCCUCCUUUUCUUUGCCAAAUAACUUAUUCAUAAAAUUGGCUACCACGUAAAUUGUGUCAUUUAAAGACGAGUUCUGCAUUUGCUCAUUUUUAUUUAAACCAGUCAGUACCUUUUAUAA